This is a messenger RNA of Dimorphilus gyrociliatus, 1546 nucleotides long. The record is from the annotation of a GenBank genome assembly. Lineage: Eukaryota; Metazoa; Annelida; Polychaeta; Dinophilidae.
CAUGAUUUCAAUUAUAAUUUGCGUUUGUGGAUUGCCAGCCUCAGGAAAAACUAGUUUCUCCCGGCAAAUUUGUUCAACCGAUAGUGAUUUAUUUAAGAAAACUUCUUUGGAGUUUGUUCAUAUUGAAUUCGAUGAUAUUGUUGAUCCAGCGUGUUUUGAUCAAAAUAAGUGGAAAGAAGAAAGGAAGAGAGUGUGGGAUGAUGUCAAUAAAUGCUUUCAUCGAUGUUUGAUGAGUAGUUAUGAUAUCUUCGAUACUGAUUCAAGCCUAAUAAAAAAGAUUAUGGGAGUGUUACAAACUGGUCGUAAAAUAGGUGUAGUCAUUGAUGAUAACCUAUUCUAUAGAAGUAUGAGAUAUGAAUAUUAUCAAUUGGCAAAAUUGUAUGGAUCAGCAUAUAUGCAGAUUUUUCUCAAUUCUAAAUUAGAUAUAUGCUUAGAAAGAAACCUUCAUCGAGAUAAGCCAGUAUCGGAGGAGACUUUACAAAGAAUGUCAAAGAACUUCGAAUGGCCAAACUAUAGCUCCUCGUGGGAAAAGUAUUCUUUAGAAUCAGCUGUUAUCGAUGAUAAAGAAUUUCUUAAUACCCUUGAAAUUGCUUUACAAAAUCCUGUCAAGGACACGUCGGAUGAAGAUAACAAGUUGAAAGAGGAGAGUCGUCGAAUCAAUAAAUGUAACUUACUGCAUCAAGGAGAUAAUAUUUUACGCAACUUAGUCUCUCAAAAAAUAGCCUCAGCGAAUGGUGACAAAACAACAAUAGCCAAACAGUGUCAAAAGGCACGUAAGAGCGUAAUGGAUUUUCUGAAGAAUAUAAACUCUAACAACCUACCCAAUCAAAAUUCGGCAGAUAGCUUGAAUGUUAGUGAUUUCAGUUCGAUCAUUCGGAAUUUAUUCGAGGAGACUUUCGCGAUUAAAUGCUGGAAUAGUCGAACGAACCGUCCAGAUAAUGAUCCAAAACGAUCGUACCUUAUUAAUAAGGUUUUGAGUGCUCCAGUUAAAUUAUAUAUAUUACGCUUGAAUCCUGCCUGCCGGAUUGUUUGGAUGUAUUUAAUAACUAACGAUAUAUAUCAUGAAAUAAUCGAAGUUGACACAUCGGACGAAACUGUUAGAGAGGUUCCUUUCUUAGUUGAUGGCUCUGUCAGAGUUGUAUCAGGGCCAGCUAUUUUACGAUAUUUGGCCGAAUCAUAUGGAAAGUGGGCUGGUUAUGGAGAGGAUGCGACAGCAAGAGCUCUCACAGAUUCCCUAAUAUGUUGGGCUGAUGUAGAACUACACAGGUCAAUUGGUUUUACAUUCGCCUAUCCUCAAAUAUUAGAAGAUUUUACAUUACUUAAUGAAGAUGCCAAUGAAAAACUGGUCGAGAAAGGAUUAAGAGAAGCCAGCAGACACCUCGAGGCCUUAGAAACCGGUUAUCUGUCUAAUAGUCGCUAUGUUACUGGAAACUCUCUAACUAUAGCAGAUUCUUAUAUAGCCAGCGUUAUUAUUCAAGCCGAAGGCUGCGGAUUCAAUUUAGAAAUGUGGCCUAAAGUCUUCAGCUGGUUAAAACGAAGAAUUUAA